CUAAAAAAAGCAAGGCAAUUAGGCAAGAGCAAGUUUUUGUUUUUAGGUUAGGCAAUAGGCAUUCAUUUCAGUAAGCCGCCUUUAACAAUUUAUACGCUCACGUCACGUGUAGAAUUUGUAUAUUAUUAAUUAAGUAGAAAGUUAUCAAAUCGUUUUUGUUUUACAUCAUUUUAUUGAAACUUAGUCUUUCAUCAUGAACUAUGAUGAUUAUGAUCAGGGAUAUGGAGCAUAUGAGUACAGUCAAUACGACUACGGAGACCUUCACACGGGAGAUCCUCAAAGAGACAUUGAGUAUGACCGUCAGCACUUUAAAGUCCCUGAAAUGGUCAAGAAAUUUCUUCAAUACUUCUGUAACACUUUGAAUGAAGGAUUGAUAUUUGAGUUGCAGAACAUCUAUGAGAAUACAUUCCCGAAACUGACCGAGAAGUUCUUCGACAAGCGUCCCUGGCCUGAAGAGGAAGAGGUAGCUCACAUUGUCGACAAUGAUCCGAUUUUCCUGAUCCUAUACAAAGAGUUGUACUUUCGCCACAUAUACGCUCGCGUCCCUGGAGGACCCACUCUAGAGCAGAGAUUCGGCUCUUUCUACAACUACUGUGACUUGUUGAACUACAUCUUGAGUGCGAAGGAGCCAGUCCCUCUCGAGUUACCCGACCAGUGGUUGUGGGAGUUGGUAGACGAGUUUGUCUACCAGUUCCAGUCGUUCUCCCAGUACCGGGCUCGUCUGAUGAACAACCAGGACAAGGAGAACGAACUGGACUGCAUCAAGAAGAACAACGAAGUGUGGAACGUGCUGAGUGUACUCAAUGUACUCCACUCGCUUGUGGACAAGUCCAACAUCAAACGUCAACUCGAGGUGCAUGCCAGUGGGGGUGACCCUGACAGUGUGGCUGGAGAGUUUGGACGUCACUCUCUCUACAAGAUGUUGGGCUACUUCAGUCUUGUCGGGUUGCUGAGACUCCAUUCCCUCUUGGGCGACUACUACCAGGCCAUCAAGGUCCUGGAGAACAUAGAACUGCACAAGAAGAGUCAAUACUCUCACGUGCCAGCAUGCCAGAUCUCCACAUCGUACUACGUUGGGUUCGCCUAUAUGAUGAUGAGACGUUACGCUGAUGCUAUCAGAACCUUCAGCUCCAUUCUGCUGUAUAUCCAGAGAACCAAACAGCUGUUCCAGACCCGCACAUAUCAGAAUGAUCAGGUAAACUGUGGCGCUUGCGUCACAAAACAGACCGAGCAAAUGUACCAUUUGUUGGCCAUCUGUCUGGUGUUGCAUCCUCAGUGUGUGGACGAAAGUAUUCAACAAGUUUUGAGAGAGAAGAACUACCACGAGAAGAUGUACAAGAUGCAGUACGGAGACUUGGUAGAGUUUGAGGCAUGUUUCACCUUCGCCUGUCCCAAGUUCCUCUCGCCCGCCCCUCCGAUGCACCCGCAAGACGAUUACGUCAAGGAAGCCAUGGAGCAUCAGAAGCAAGUGUUCAUGGACGAAGUGCGUCAACAGAAGAUGAUUCCAACAAUCAGAAGCUACUUGAAGCUUUACACGACUCUGCCACUGUCUAAGCUAGCAUCCUUCAUGGACGGGCAGACCGCAGACAUUGACAAGAACGUCCAAGCACUUCGUAUCCACCUGAUGUGCUUCAAACACAAGAUGAAGAAUAUCGUUUGGACCAAAGGUACUUCAGGUCUGGAGGGUACGUUCCAGUCCGGCUCCGAGUUGGACUUCUACAUCGACAACGACAUGAUCCACAUCGCAGACACAAAAGUGGCGCCUCCAUACGGAGACUUCUUCAUCCGCAAAAUACACAAGUUUGAUGAACUCUACAUGAGCACUACAGGCUCGUAUACUAUACGAGCCUAUCGAAAAUAAAAAAUAAAUGAAGAGGGUUCACUUACUCUACGAAUCAUUGUGCCUAUGAGCCUCGUGUAUUAUAUUUAAAAAUACAGUAGGAAGGUUCGCUUACUCUACAGAUCAUAGUGACUAUGAGCCAAGCUUACGAAUUAUUUGAUAA
This is a messenger RNA of Macrosteles quadrilineatus (aster leafhopper), 2003 nucleotides long. Its product is annotated as eukaryotic translation initiation factor 3 subunit L-like. Gene Ontology annotation, molecular function: translation initiation factor activity. Gene Ontology annotation, cellular component: cytoplasm; eukaryotic translation initiation factor 3 complex. NCBI's taxonomy places the organism in Eukaryota, Metazoa, Arthropoda, Insecta, Hemiptera, Cicadellidae. The transcript is spliced from 9 exons. Gene Ontology annotation, biological process: translational initiation. The record is from RefSeq and is a predicted model, not a curated record. Bases 194 to 1861 code for a protein of 555 amino acids.